This is a messenger RNA of Brassicogethes aeneus, 1658 nucleotides long. The record is from the annotation of a GenBank genome assembly. Lineage: Eukaryota; Metazoa; Arthropoda; Insecta; Coleoptera; Nitidulidae.
ACUAUGUAUUUUUAGACAGUUUUAUUAUCUUUCUAACGUAAAGAUUUAAACUUUAAAUAUCUUAGUUGUGACUAUCAACUCUAGACAACAUGGCAAACGCUUGUUGUUUUAUUCUUUUUAUCGCUUUGUUAAGUAAUUGUGAGUGUGCAAGAAUUUUGAGUGUGUUUCCUUCUAUCGGGUAUAGUCAAUUUAAACUAGGUGAGCGGCUUAUUGAAGAGUUAGUCGCUAAAGGGCACGAUGUUACUGUUAUUAGUUUAUUUGAACCUAAAAAUCCUGAAAAUUAUACAACCAUUACAUUGAAGGAAUUAAAGGAGAUGUAUAACCCAGGGAGUGGCCCCGAACUGACUCAAGAUGUAGACCUUAUUACCGAUGUAAAGAUGGUAUACGAGGUUGGCUACUACAUAACAGAAGAAAUACUUAAACACGAAAAAGUACAAAAUCUGCUAAAAUCCGAUGCGAAAAUUGAUUUGGUUUUAAUGGAACAUUUUUUCAACGAGGCGCACAUGGGAUUUGCAAAACACUUUGACGCUCAUUUGGUGUUAUUAAGUUCAAUCGGGUUGUGCGAAUGGAACUAUAAUUUACUAGGGAAUUCGUUUUUACCAUCCAUAAAUAGUGUAUCAUUUCUACACCAAACUAAUUCUAUGAACUUUUGGGAAAGAUUGAAAAAUACUUUUGUUGGUUUAUCUAUUAAUUUGUAUCAAGACUUCGUAUCGUAUCCAAAACAGCAAGAAUAUCUGGAUAAGUAUUUUCUAGAGAAAAUGGACUUAAAAGACUUAAUGUACAGUGCAGAAUUAAUGUUGUUGAACUCUGACCCCAGCGUAGGCGAUAAUUUUGAAUCUAACAGAGCCACAAUAGAAAUAGGAGGAUUCCACAUUAAAGAAAAACCAUUGCCUGAACAGUUACAACGAUUUUUAGAUACAGCAGAGGAAGGGGUAAUAUUAUUUAGUUUGGGUUCAAAUGUAAAAAGUACAGAUUUGAGCAUAGAAAAAAUACAGGAUAUAUUAAACGUGUUUGCUGCUCUAAAACAAAGAGUGAUCUGGAAGUUUGAAGAUUUGGAUAUGAUUGAAGUACCAAAUAAUAUCAUUGUUUCCAAAUGGGUACCACAAACUGAUAUACUUGCUCAUCGCAAUAUGAUUGUGUUUAUAACUCAUGGUGGAAUACUUAGUACCACAGAAUCAAUAUUUUAUGGGGUCCCCAUGAUUGGCAUACCAUUAUUUGGAGAUCAAAGAAUGAACGUUGCCAGAUCUGUUAAAAAUGGCCAUACCAUACACUUGCCAUUGCGAGAUUUAAAUGCUGAAACAUUACAAACAGCUAUAGACGAAAUUUUAAAUAAUCCCAAAUAUCAAGCAAAUGCAAGAAAACGGUCUAAUAUUUUACGUGAUAAACCGAUUUUACCGAUAGAGUUAGCUAUGUUUUGGAUUGAACAUGUGCUUAGGCAUGAUGGCAUAGAUUACUUAAGAUCUACCUCAUUAGAUUUAAGUUGGUACCAAAAAUACUUAUUGGAUGUGAUACUAUUUGUAGUACUCAUUAGUUUAAGUUCUUUAGUUUUAUUUAUAUUUACAGUAAAAAAAAUUAUUUUAAGGAUUUAUUCACAAAAUAAUAAAACUGCUCUUACCUCCCACACGAAUGAAAAAAAGAAAAAGAAAAAGAAAAAUUGA